Molecule: messenger RNA, 930 nt
Organism: Puccinia triticina
Lineage: Eukaryota; Fungi; Basidiomycota; Pucciniomycetes; Pucciniales; Pucciniaceae
Exons: 5
Coding region: 1-930 (309 amino acids)
Biological process (GO): translational initiation
Cellular component (GO): eukaryotic translation initiation factor 4F complex
Molecular function (GO): RNA 7-methylguanosine cap binding; translation initiation factor activity
Source: RefSeq, a predicted model, not a curated record
AUGGCCGAAUCUGCUACCAGCUCCACAUUCCCCUCCUCCCAACUGCCUCCCGCCGCCGCCCUAGCCUCAUCCCAAGCUGUCCGCAGCGCCCUGGCCGACUACUCACAAGCCUCCUCAAUACCCUCCUCAUCCGUCUCAUCACCUCAACUCGCCCACAGCUCAUCAUCCGAAAAGGACGACCACGAAGAUGAGGAGAAGGACGACCACUCUUCCUUAGAGGACGGCGAAAUACCUACCGAACCGGCAGGCUCAACAUCCAACAACCCCAUCACCAUCUUCAGCUCCCAAACCGAAUUCAACGUCAAACAUCCCCUCUACUCCACAUGGACACUCUGGUUCGAUAACGCCACCAAGAACGAUAAAGCUAAAAAUUGGGACGACCUCAUCCAGCAGGUCAUGCAGGUCGAGAGUGUCGAGGAGUUCUGGGGACUAUAUCACAACAUUGUCCCACCUUCGUUGAUCCACGUUGGAUCGAACUACUACUUGUUCAAAGAAGGAAUCAAGCCGGCAUGGGAAGACCCUGCCAACAGCAAAGGUGGAAGCUGGAGCAUUCAGCUAGCCCGUGAUCGGACUCGUGACAUGGUAGACAAAUGGUGGCUGUACACGAUGCUAGCGGCGAUUGGCGAGACAUUCGAAACGCCCUACACGGCGAACGGCCAGCCCCCGGCCGCCAUGUCGUUCACCGACGAGGUCACCGGCGUAGUCAUCUCGGCCCGAAAGAUGUUCUUCCGGAUCUCGAUCUGGACUCGCUCGGCUGACUCCAAGGAGCUCGCUCAGAACAUCGGCCGUCAUUUCAAGUACGGCGUCCUCGGCAUCCCCGAAAAUAUCAGAUUCCCGCCCUCCGACGGUAAAUCGAUCCAGACCGAUUGCGAGUUCAGAAGUCACACCGACUCCCAACUCAAGAAGAAGAAACCUACGUUCACCGUAUAA